This is a messenger RNA of Telopea speciosissima, 3655 nucleotides long. Its product is annotated as E3 ubiquitin-protein ligase UPL6-like. Gene Ontology annotation, biological process: ubiquitin-dependent protein catabolic process; protein polyubiquitination. Bases 44 to 3205 code for a protein of 1053 amino acids. The transcript has 26 exons. NCBI's taxonomy places the organism in Eukaryota, Viridiplantae, Streptophyta, Magnoliopsida, Proteales, Proteaceae. Gene Ontology annotation, molecular function: protein binding; ubiquitin protein ligase activity. The record is from RefSeq and is a predicted model, not a curated record.
GUUUAGUGAUUUUUUUUUGGAGCGAUUUUUUCGCCUGUGCAAAAUGUUCUUCUCCGGAGAUUCAUCGACGCGGAAGAGGGUAGAUUUAGGCGGAAGGAGUUCGAAGGAAAGAGACAGACAGAGGCUUUUAGAGCAGGCACGGAACGAAAGGAAACGCCGUUUAAAUUUACGGCAGCAGAAUUCUGCUGCUCUUAAGAUUCAGAAAUGCUUCAGAGGGAGGAAGGCUGUGGAGGCUGAGCGUUCUAAAGUGCGAGAGCAGUUCUGCCUAACUUUUGGGAAGCACUGCCAAAAGGUAGACAGGAAUUGUUUCUAUUCUGAUUCAGGGUUCCUUCAGCAGUUGCUCUUUUUCUUCAACGCACAUAACAGUGGGGAUUUUGUGGCCCUUGUGGAGACGUGUCGAUUGCUCCAUCGAUUUGUUCGAGCCAAUGCAGGGGAUGUUGUGGACCUCUUUGCAGGCGUGGACUAUAAAUCAAAGCAUGCUAUUGUAGAGAACAGAGUGAAGCGACUUGCAUUUGCUUGUCUUCAGGCUGUUCAUCAUAAUAGGAAUCAGCUGAAGGAUCAACUUUUGCUGUCUUCUGAGUGCACCAGUGUACCGGCUGUCAUCUUGCUCGAGGCAGUGGUUAUCUUGACAGAUCCCAAACUUCCAUGGGUUUGCAAAGUGGUUGGUUAUCUGUUACAAAGAAAUACAUUUGCAUUAUUGAGAGAUAUUAUUGUCACUGCAAAGCAAAGUACAAUGGAUCGAGCCGCUAAUAGAGAGCUUUCUUCAUUGGGGCAUGUUCUUAUCCUCAUCGCUUCUCACGUUGGUCAGCAGCCUUUUACUAGUACAAAUAUAGAUCCAAGAUGGAGUUUUUCCAUUAUUGCUUCUCAUGUUGGUCAGCAGCCUUGUACUUGCACAAAUAUAGAUCCCAGAUGGAGUUUUUCCUCCCAAGUUCUUACGAUUCCUUUCUUGUGGCAGCUUUUUCCACACUUAAAAGAGGUGUUUGCAGUUAGUGGGAUGAACAAACAUUAUAUUCAUCAGAUGGCAUUGUGUGUGCAUGGUCAAGCCAAUGUUCUUCCUGAUGAUAUAUCACGUGAAUUUCCUGGGUAUGCCUGCCUUCUUGGAAAUAUAUUGGAGACUGCUGUGGCUGCUUUUUCUCAACCAAACAGCUCCUUUGAUAUGGCGAUAGACUUUGCAGUGGUUUCUGCAUUUAUGUUGGAGGCACUGCCCCCAAUUAAAUCUUCAAAUAGAGAAUGUAAGGGAGAUUCAUCUUUGGGCGUUGAUGAAAUGGUUAUUGAUGAGGAAUGCGUAGAAGAGGGUAUGAACAAGGAUUUGCAACGCCAGAUUAUUAAUGCAAUAGAUCCACGCCUCCUUCAGCAAUUGGUUAAUGUAUUAUCCAGAGGUACCUCACUUCUAAGUGGAUCUCCUAAAGAUAUGCCACAAAAUAAGGAGGUGGAAGCUGUUGGGGCCAUUUGUUCUUUCUUGCAUGUUACGUUCAAUACUUUACCUCUGGAGCUGAUUAUGACUGUAUUAGCAUACAGAACCGAGCUUGUUCCUAUGAUUUGGAACUUCAUGAAGUUGUGCCAUGAGAAUCAACAAUGGCCAUCUUUGUCUAGCCAGACAGCACAUCUAUUGGGAGAUGGCCCUGGUUGGCUUUUACCUUUAGCUGUUUUCUGUCCUGUGUAUAAGCAUAUGCUCAUGAUAGUUGAUAAUGAGGAAUUCUACGAACAGGAGAAACCACUCUCUUUAAAAGACAUCAGAGGCUUGAUUGUUAUCUUGAAACAGGCUUUGUGGCAGCUCCUAUGGGUAAUUCCUAUGAAGUCUCCUAAUGCAGUGAAAUCUUCCACCGUCCUUUCAGGCCACAGGAGGAACUCUGUUGAUUUCAUUCAGCAGAGGGUCAGCAUUGUUACUUCUGAGCUCCUAGCACAGUUACAAGAUUGGAAUAAUAGACAGCAGUUUACAUCUCCAAGUGACUUCCACGCUCAGGAAGCAGUGGAUGAGGUUUUCAUUUCUCAGGCUCUUACUGAAAAUUCAAGAGCGUAUGACAUAUUGAAACAAGCUCCUUUCUUGGUGCCAUUUACAAGCAGGGUUAGAAUAUUCACUUCACAGUUAGCGGCUGCAAGGCAAAGAAAUGGUCCUCAAGCUGUUUUUACCCGACAUAGAUUCAGAAUAAGACGGGAUCGGAUUUUUGAAGAUGCUUUUAAUCAGUUGAGUGCAUUGUCUGAGGAGGAUCUUCGGGGAAUGAUCCGGGUAUCAUUCGUCAAUGAACUUGGAGUUGAAGAGGCCGGAAUUGAUGGGGGUGGGAUUUUCAAAGAUUUCAUGGAGAAUAUCACUCGAGCAGCUUUUGAUGUGCAAUAUGGGUUAUUUAAGGAAACAACUGACCACCUUUUAUUCCCUAAUCCUGGCUCCGGAUUGAUACACGAACAACAUCUCCAAUUUUUCCAUUUUCUUGGUAGCAUACUGGGAAAGGCCAUGUUUGAAGGGAUUCUUGUUGAUAUUCCAUUUGCGACAUUCUUCUUGAGCAAACUAAAACAAAAGUACAACUAUUUGAAUGACUUGACUUCGUUAGAUCCGGAACUAUACCGUCACCUCAUUUUCUUAAAGCAUUAUGAAGGUGACAUUUCAGAACUCGAACUGUACUUUGUCAUUGUAAACAAUGAGUAUGGAGAGCAAACAGAAGAGGAGCUGCUUCCAGGAGGAAAGGAUAUACGUGUUACAAAUGAGAAUGUUAUUCAAUUUAUUCAUCUUAUUGCCAACCAUAGGUUGAAUUUUCAGAUUCGUCAGCAAAGUUCACAUUUCCUGAGGGGAUUUCAGCAGCUUAUACAGAAAAAUUGGAUAGAAAUGUUCAGUGAGCAUGAAAUACAGCUUCUGAUAUCAGGUUCACUUGAGGGCUUGGAUGUUGAAGACCUACGUCACCAUACUAAUUAUGCAGGUGGCUAUCAUAAUGAGCAUUAUGUCAUCGAGAUGUUCUGGGAGGUUCUCAAGAAUUUUUCUUCAGAGAAUCAGCAGAAAUUUUUGAAGUUUGUGACGGGAUGCUCUCGAGGACCAUUGCUUGGGUUCAAGUACCUGGAGCCUCUAUUGUGUAUACAGAGGGCUGCUGGUGAUGCCUCUGAUGAAGCUCUUGACCGCUUACCAACAUCUGCAACUUGCAUGAAUCUUCUAAAGCUUCCUCCCUAUAGAAGGUCCGUUGUUUCUCUGCAUUCUGACAAAAUGGUAAAGAACAACUAGAAAUGAAACUGAUGUAUGCAAUCAAUGCUGAGGCGGGUUUUGACUUGAGUUGAUAGGAAUUACCUUAUACAUGGUUCACAUAGAACAGGGUGAAAGGAUCACCUUCGGCUCAGGAAAAUGCCAUUUCAAGCCCAAUCAAAUGGAAGCCAAUGAUGCUGAAAGGCGCGAUGACUUAAAAUUCUAUUUAGGACUCGGUCCUGGGAUCUCUAGACACAAGAAGAAAAGGAAUCAUGUGCAUAUGUAUACAUGGGCUGGAGUGCUGAUCGAAUUCGCAGUGUACAUAGUGGUGGUUCUCUUUGGAAAUGUAUCAAAUUUGAAAAGCUGAUCAUCUGCGUGGGUCAACAGCUUCAACUUAUUUGUUGUUUUAUAAUUCUUUGUAAAAUGACUGGAAAAGCAAAGAUGAUUGUGAUCAAAGGUUUAAACUAGUAAGGUUGGUGGUGGUUUCAUGUA